AUGUUUGAAUUACAUGAUUCACCAACGUUCAAUUAUAUAUCAUUCUUAAGAACUCUAAACAUCUCUUGUUUGGAAUCAUCAAUUCGUUUUUUGCUUAAAAGAGAAAGGGUAAAAAAAGAUUAUCUAUCAUUAUUGUUGCUAGAAUUUAUUAAAGUGAUUUUUACACAAUCACGUUGCUUAUAUGGUUUACACACGAAUUCAACUCAUCUGGCUAGUGAGAUCUUGAUAAAUGCAAUAGAAACGAUUCCCGAAGCAAAAACAUGCCUUUCAACGGUUUCAGUUUUUAGUGGUACCAAAUCAGGAUCAAAUGGUGAAAAAUUAUAUUCGAGCUUGUCAAAAUUUCUUCUUAACAUCAAAACAUUAUACAUUGAAGAUGCGAAAAUUACAAAAGAUUUAGCCUUGUUAAUUAAUUCUCAAAGGAAUCUUCAAAAAAUUAUCAUUAAACAAUAUCAUGACAGGAAGUCGAAUUCCACCGAAAAUGAAGUUUGUUCUCUAUACAUAAAAAAUUCUCCUUCGGUAAUUCAUUUAGAGUAUGAAGCCUAUUGUUUUGCCAUGCCAUUAUUACCAAAAUUUGAAAAUUUAAAGAAAUUGAUAGUUAAAAUUGAUGGUAUAGAGUUCACAAGAGAUGAAUACGAACCUUUAUUCACCUCUUCCUUCAAGAAGUUAGAAGCAUUUACUUGGUUAUGUAGUCAAUCAUUUUAUCUAGAUAUAUUUUCGAGAUUUAUUCUCUUUAACGGGCAAAACCUUCGUCAAAUUACGUUAAGAGCGAGAGAUGAUGGAAAUUCGAGACUACUUUUAGACUCAAUUACGAUCACGUGUUUAAAUUUACAAUCUUAUGAAGGUCCUAUAGCGAAAGAUGAUGUAAAUGAACUUUCCAAAUUGUUAGAAACUUGCAAGCACUUGAAGUCUUUACGAUUUUAUCCUUCAAGAUUAUUGUUUAUGACUUCAGAAUUUGAUGAUUUAUUAGAUGUAAUAACAAAUAUCUCUCCAAAAUCCUUGAUGGAAUUGAAAUUGAUGGAUUCGUGGAAGAUUUCUUUGAAACCUUUUGAAAAUUUUUUGAAAAGUAGAGAGAUGAUGGAGAAACCUAUCGAAUUUCAUUGCGAUCCCGGUAUAAUGGUCACUCCUAAAUUCCGUAAAAUUUGUACCAAAUAUCAAAAGAAAAACAUCCUUGAUUUUAAUAUGGGUGGAUCUUAUUUUGAUUAG
Messenger RNA from Funneliformis geosporum, 1203 nucleotides. The record is from the annotation of a GenBank genome assembly. Lineage: Eukaryota; Fungi; Glomeromycota; Glomeromycetes; Glomerales; Glomeraceae.